This is a messenger RNA of Necator americanus (New World hookworm), 1437 nucleotides long. RefSeq lists its product as uncharacterized. The transcript is spliced from 11 exons. The coding region runs from base 1 to 1437 and encodes 478 amino acids. Lineage: Eukaryota; Metazoa; Nematoda; Chromadorea; Rhabditida; Ancylostomatidae. The record is from RefSeq and is a predicted model, not a curated record.
AUGCUUCCGACGCGCCUCGGCGGCGACUUCAAAGGCGGCGUCGAUUCACAGAACCCGCCGUCAAUGGCCUCGUUUCUCUCUGUGUUCGUGGUGCUGCUGCUGCUGAUUGCUGGUUCUUGCAUUGAUUUUACUGAUUGCCUUCCCUGCUCGCUCCUGUAUCUUUGGUCUUUGUCCGGGCCGACGACGACGACGCCCGAUCGGCGACGACGUUUCAAAUUAUUCGACUUUUUCGAACGAUGCAUUCGAAAAGAUUAUAGAAUGUCGUUAUUUAAUCGGCUAUUUCGUGGGAAGAAGUCAGUGAAUAAGGAAAAUGAACAGCCUACAGAACUGGAGCGUGAAAUGGCAUACCGUCGCUCAUUACGAAUGUCAUCGUCUAGAAGUGGAGGUUAUAAAGGAGAUCGGACUCGAUUCAAUGAGGAUAUUCCGGCAACUGCUCCUUAUCACACUGUAACUGCUCCUCGCCUUCACAAAGGGCCAAUGAGUUGUCCAGGAGGGUACAAGGAAAGCUACCGCAAUGAUGCCAUGGAACGAUCAUUUGAGACAGAGAUUCGAUCCUCUCGAGAUCGGAGAGAACGUGAAAGACACGAAUGUCCUGAUCGGAAAUAUAGAAACAAAAGAACAACAUGGGACACGUCUGAGUACGGAAGCGGCGAUCCAUCACCUCUUGGAAACUAUCCAAGAAACUCACAUUUCAAUGAAGAUCUGGAAGAGUCUGAUGAUCAGGAGUGGAACAUGCACGAUAAACUAAUGCAACUAGACAACAACUGUCGACGAUUUAUGAGAAAGUAUAAACACGCUGAAGAGCGCCAUAUGUAUUACAAAGCCGAGUGGAAAAAGAUAUACAAGGCCAAGGAGGAAUCCGAAAACGUGUUUCUUCGACAAAUAGAACAGCUCACAAAGCAACAUGAUAGAGACUUAGAAAAAAUUCGCAAAUUAGAAGCGGAACUGGCUCAUUACCGAUUUGGACACUUGUCAGGAACGAAUGCAUAUCACUUUGGUAUGCCUUUGUCUCAAAACAGAAGUUCAUUGAUGCCAACGCUACCGCCUCUUCCCAGCAGUACAGCCACACCAUCUACCAGUGCUGUUGAAUCCAUCACAGGCGCAGGUGAGGCUCUGACAGAACAGUGUGAUCUGUCAAUGCUUCGGCCGCUCCACUUCGACUCAUCGUUUGCAACUCGUCCUAUCACAGAUGACAUAGAUGAAACAAAAAACUUCCGUGCAUUAGCUGUAGAUGAUAGUGAAAGUUUCCUAUCAGGAGUAGAGGCUCCUCGUGGGAAUCAGCUCGAGAAGAUAGCCAAUCAGUCAGCUCAGGAUGAUGUUAACUUGGAUGAUGGAUACGGGACUACUGCUGACAACGUUGCAGUCAAGGAUCACGGUGAUUCUAAGAAACCUAGUUGUGAAAGUGAUUCUCGAGAAAACUCAUCUCAUCAAAGUUGA